Vicugna pacos (alpaca) is the source of this 6471-nucleotide messenger RNA. RefSeq names its product ATP binding cassette subfamily D member 2 (gene ABCD2). Gene Ontology annotation, molecular function: long-chain fatty acid transmembrane transporter activity; ATP binding; ATP hydrolysis activity. Gene Ontology annotation, cellular component: peroxisomal membrane. Lineage: Eukaryota; Metazoa; Chordata; Mammalia; Artiodactyla; Camelidae. Gene Ontology annotation, biological process: peroxisome organization; very long-chain fatty acid catabolic process; fatty acid beta-oxidation. The record is from RefSeq and is a predicted model, not a curated record.
UGGUUUAGGCAUAGAGACAUCGUGCUAGGGUAUCCCAGAUUCGAUAACGAUUAAAAGACCCACUCGGGGCAAGUUCUUUCCAGCUGAGACCGUGCACCCGCCUCGAGGGUCUAGGAAGGAGGCGCCAUUUUGGAAUGAACGGUUACAUACAGUCUCAAGAUCCAACGGCACAACUCACCGGGAACCACCGACCCAAUUCAUCUCCCCAAAACUUCGAAGCGAAACACCGUCGUCGGACAGCUAGUGCUCAGGCGUCUCCGCCUGGUGCGGAGCUACAGGCUCUCAAGCCUUAGCUGGCUCCUCUCCGGCUCUGGGCCUCCUGCCAAACACCCGACAGCCUCAGCGUCCUGGGCUGGCUCCUCCCGGCCUCCCGGCAGCCUCUGCGUCCUGGGCUGGCUGCUCCCGGCCUCCCGGCAGCCUCUGCGGUUUCUGUGGAGUAUCCGUCCUGAUAGGACUGCAAAGGAAGCGGGAAGGUGAUUAGCGCGCCUCAAGGAGGAAGAACACGGCAGUUUUAACUACUCAGGCAAGGUUCAGAGGAAAGCAGCGAGGAUUCCAAGGGUCCCAUCGCCCUCACAGCCAAUGAGGGGCCUGAGAGGGAGGAGCCUGGGGCUGCUUGGUGCAGCCUGAGCUUCUGAGGGAAUCAUCCCCAGUAGAUGCAGUGGAGACCGAGCUCUCCACGGCUGUCACAGCAAAACAAAAUUUAAAAAAAAAAAAAUACAAUACAAAACAAAACAAAACAAAAACAGAAGAGGAGAAACGCUGCAGAUUAUGAAACGCUGUAGAACUUUCUGAAACACUUGCUGGGGAUUCCCGUGAAGCAUGUUCUUUUAAAACCGAUUCUUUUUGAAGCCGGUUUGGGUAACUGGGAAAAUGAUACAUAUGCUAAAUGCAGCAGCUGAUCGAGUGAAAUGGACCAGAUCGAGGGCUGCUAAAAGGGCUGUCUGCCUGGUGGCCGCAGCAUAUGCUCUGAAAACCCUCUAUCCCACCAUUGGCAAGCGUUUAAAACAGUCUGGCCAUGGGAAGAAAAAAGAAGCUUACCCGGCUGCAGAGAACAGAGAAAUACUGCAUUGCACCGAGGCCACUUGUAAAAAACCUUCGCCUGGAGUGGAUGCAGAUUUUUUCAAACAGCUGCUAGAACUUCGGAAAAUUCUCUUUCCAAAACUUGUGACCACUGAAACAGGAUGGCUAUGCCUCCACUCGGUAGCUCUAAUCUCAAGAACCUUUCUGUCUAUCUAUGUAGCUGGUCUCGAUGGAAAAAUCGUGAAAAGCAUUGUGGAAAAGAAGCCUCGGACUUUCAUCAUCAAAUUAAUCAAGUGGCUUAUGAUUGCCAUCCCUGCCACCUUUGUCAACAGUGCAAUAAGGUACCUGGAGGGCAAACUGGCCUUGGCCUUCAGAACUCGCCUAGUAGACCACGCCUAUGAAACCUAUUUUACAAAUCAGACUUAUUAUAAGGUGAUCAAUAUGGACGGGAGGCUGGCAAACCCCGACCAGUCUCUUACUGAGGAUAUUAUGAUGUUCUCUCAGUCCGUGGCUCACUUGUAUUCCAACCUAACCAAGCCUAUUUUAGAUGUAAUCCUGACCUCCUAUACGCUCAUCCAGACUGCUACGUCCAGAGGAGCAAGCCCCACUGGGCCCACCUUAUUAGCCGGGCUUGUGGUAUAUGCCACUGCUAAAGUGUUGAAGGCCUGUUCUCCCAAGUUUGGUAAAUUGGUGGCUGAAGAAGCUCAUAGAAAAGGCUAUUUGCGGUAUGUGCACUCCAGAAUUAUAGCCAAUGUUGAAGAAAUUGCCUUUUACAGAGGACAUAAGGUAGAAAUGAAGCAACUCCAAAAAAGUUACAAAGCUUUAGCAGAUCAGAUGAACCUCAUUUUAUCCAAACGUUUGUGGUACAUCAUGUUAGAGCAGUUCUUGAUGAAGUAUGUUUGGAGCAGCAGUGGACUAAUUAUGGUGGCUGUGCCUAUUAUCACUGCAACUGGCUUUGCAGAUGGUGAUCUAGAGGAUGGUCAAAAACAAGCUAUGGUUAGUGAACGGACUGAAGCCUUUACCACUGCUCGAAAUUUAUUAGCCUCUGGAGCUGACGCUAUUGAGAGGAUUAUGUCUUCAUACAAAGAGAUCACUGAAUUAGCAGGCUAUACUGCUCGAGUGUAUAAUAUGUUUUGGGUCUUUGAUGAAGUAAAGAGAGGCAUUUUUAAGAGAACCGGUGUCAUGCAAGAGUCUGAAAACCAUAGCAAGAGCGGAGCUAACAUAGAAUUGCCCCUCAGUGAGACACUGGAAAUCAAAGGAAAAGUUAUUGAUGUGGAUCAUGGAAUUAUUUGUGAAAAUGUUCCCAUAAUUACACCAACGGGAGAAGUGGUGGCUUCCAGGCUAAACUUCAAAGUAGAAGAAGGAAUGCAUCUUUUGAUAACUGGGCCCAAUGGUUGUGGGAAAAGUUCUCUCUUCAGAAUUUUAAGUGGCCUGUGGCCUGUGUAUGAAGGAGUCCUAUAUAAACCACCUCCACAACAUAUGUUCUAUAUUCCACAAAGGCCAUAUAUGUCUCUUGGAAGUCUUCGGGAUCAAGUCAUUUAUCCUGAUUCUGUGGAUGACAUGCAUGAUAAAGGCUACACAGACCAUGAUCUAGACUGUAUUCUACAUAAUGUUCACCUCUAUCAUAUAGUUCAGAGAGAGGGAGGAUGGGAUGCUGUUAUGGACUGGAAAGACGUCCUGUCAGGGGGAGAAAAGCAAAGAAUGGGCAUGGCUCGCAUGUUUUAUCAUCGACCAAAAUAUGCAUUGCUGGAUGAAUGCACCAGUGCUGUCAGCAUUGAUGUUGAAGGAAAGAUAUUUCAGGCUGCAAAAGGGGCUGGAAUUUCCUUACUUUCUAUAACACACAGGCCUUCUCUUUGGAAAUACCACACUCAUUUAUUACAGUUUGAUGGUGAAGGAGGUUGGCGCUUUGAACAGUUGGAUACUGCUAUUCGUUUAACAUUGAGUGAAGAAAAACAAAAGCUAGAAUCUCAGUUGGCUGGAAUUCCCAAAAUGCAGCAAAGACUCAAUGAACUAUGUAAAAUUUUAGGAGAAGACUCAGUGCUGAAAACAAUGAAAAAUGAAGAUGAGACAUCCUAAUUGUUUUGAUUAUGUUUUAAAUGUUUGUUUUUAGUUAAAGGCUCAGAGACACUGUUAUAGUGCAUGCAUUGUGUUAAGCUAAGCACAGAGAAAAAAAGGCAGCAAGAAAUGUUUUAGAAGAUUUUAGCAUCAAGGAAGUAGAUGAUCUGACUUUUCAAAAGAAAAUAAGCAAAUGCACUCUGUAAGAUUAGUGAUCAGGGCUUGUUCUAGUUCCUAGUGAAAACCUAAUUCAUGUAAAACAGGAUUUUCUAGGUGAAUUCACAGUGAAUACCAGAUUUGCUAUGUGUAUAUAAUGCAUCUGAAAUUCUUAACAAACAUGGGAGAUAUCCUGAGAAUUGAACAAUUGAAGAGCAACUUUUGGGUUGAAACCAGGUGCAUAAAACUAGAAAUUUGAGUAACAUUUUAGUCCAUUUAUGAUUAUUAGAUAACACAGCUAGAAUUCAUGUUGCUAGUGGUCAACUAAUCCUGUAUACAGAAUAGCUAAUAGUUUGAGAAGUAAUUUCCCUAUGAAAAAAAAUGAUUUUAAUGACAAUGGUUGAAAGAAAGAAACAUGAAUGUACAUGUAUAAAAUAUCAUUUUUUAAUUUUAGAUUUUGAACGUCUCAGGAUGGGCACAUCACAAAUUCAUUUUAAUGAGAAUCUGACAUAUUUGUUAAUAAACUCAUUCAUCUUAAAAAGAGAAUUGCCAGUACAAAAAAGAAGUGUCCAAACAAUGUUUGUCUCAACCUGUUACCUUACCUGGCAGCAUUAUCUAUUGCAACUUCUGUCCAGAUAUACUUAGCUUGUUUUUGUGCACAAAGGAGGAGUCCACCACAUUUUUAAAUAGCAGUGCUGUAACAGAAUAGAGGCAUUUUCAAAAUCAUAAUAGUCGUAACAUACCUUGGAAUAGCACUUUAUAAUUGACCAUCCUCAUUUAUAUGCAUCUUAAUCCUUGUGCAAUCUUCUGAGGCAGAUGUUAUUUCUCCUAGUUUGCUUUUGAGAACUUGGCACUCAGAUUUGCCCUAACCAUGCAGUUUAUUUCGGGACAAAUCCAGAGAUCAGAUGAAGUUUCCCUGUUUCCCUGGUUCAGUGCGAUUUUCACUAUUACCCUUGAAAUUCAGUUGGGCUAUAAUAGGAAUAAAAGUUAGGUGAGAUGUUGAAAAGAAAAUUAAUUUGGUAAUGUUAGUGUUAUUGUUAUUUGAUUAUUGUUUAUAAUAUAUGGAAAUUAAGUACAAAGUGGAAAGUUCGUUUGUCUCUGGUCUAAAACGUGACAGGAAAGUUAGCUAUCUUUUAGCAACUGUGCAUUCAUCCUCAAUAUAAUUGGAUCCCUACAGCCAGCAAUCAGAAGGGGAAUUAUGUUAUAGGGAAAUUUAAUAUUUAUUGAACAUAAUGAGAAAGAAUCUGAAUGGAAUAGUCAUGUGCAAUACAUUUUAUGUUUUCACUUGCCCUGGAAUUGGAAGUAUGAAAGCCAGGAUGGCCAUUUUAAACUGCUCCUGCCUAUGCCUCCAGGCUGAAGGGACAGAGAGCUGGGAACGCUCAGUUACUAGUGGUUCAGGAUUUGAUCUGCAUGUUUAGACACCGCCACAAUAGAUGCUAAGUCAGUGAUUCUCAGGCUUUCUCAGGUGGUGAAGUACCUGGAAGUCAUUCAUGAUGACUGUCAUAAAACAUCAUAGCAUUUUCACAUUUUGGAUUCUUCUGUGCUUUCUUUAAAUCAAUUUUUAAUUAUCAACAAAUGUAACCACCUCAUAUGAAUACUCAGGACAUCUGUCUAAGUUUUUCUGUUAGUAUCAUUAACUAUUCACUUAGUCAUUUGUCAGUUACUGCUACUUCCUAUUAGAAAAGUGAGGCAGGUAUCAAAGGUUUUAAAGAAAUGCAUGGAACAAAAACUUAAACUGGAUCAAAAUUAUUCAUUAAUCUAAGUUCUGGAUCAGCAGUUAUCCAAUUUAUGCUGCUGUAGGAAACAGUCUGGGGCAAGUGUCUUAACUUUUAAAGAUACAAGAAGAAAAUGGAAAGUCUUCAUUUGAAAUGUGCAUAAUUUUCAUGCCUUAAUUUUCAUAAUUUGAAAAGUAAAGCAUGUAGGACCCAGUAUAUUGUGUUUUGAAACUUAGAAAAGAAUGCCAAAACAAAUACUAGAUUUGUAAUUAGCCCUUAUUUAAUACAUCCUACAAAUUGGCUGAAGUUAAAUGACAUUAUUUAUAAUGUACAGGAUUCAAGAAUGUUUAAAAUUCUGUAUUAAAAACUAUACACUCUGCAGUUUAAAUGGUAAAGUUCUAAGAGAAACAUGUUCUGUGUGAGCUUUUUUGUGCCUGUUUAUUUUCUGAAUUUUUUUUCCAGGACCAAAAUCCUCUAACUUGGAGUGAAAAAUAAUCUGUGAUUUUCAUUUGUAUUUGUGUACAUUUAACUGUUUACAAAAUGGUCCAAUGAGUAUACCACAUUUUACUAUCCUUACAGUCUUAUUUUGUGAAAAAUGUGAACAAGAUGAAAAACUAAAUAGCCAUCUUUGAAUAUAGCAAGGAAUAAAUGAGAGAAGGAAAAAGAAGUGAUAUUUCAAUUUUCAAACAGGCUUUACAGUGUCAUCUAUUUGCCUCAAUUAUUUUGACUCCUGUUUGUUCUAUUUUGUUUUGUUGUGUUUUGUUUUGGUCAAAGGAAGCUGUAAAUUUGUGGAGAUUAAUUUUUAAAUGUGCUUUUUUGGGGGGGGAUUAACUUUUAAACUUGGAAAAUAAGUUGCAUUCUAUGAAAAUGUUGCAUUAUAUUUCUACAGCAUGUAGUGUUACGCACACCAAGCAUGAAUCUAAAAUAGUGUGUGUUCUUGUGUAAACAAGAUAAUGUGUAAAAAUCUCUCUCUAGUAAUCUCAAGGAGAAUGAUACAUCUUGAGAUUCAACCUGAGUAUACAUUUGUUUCCAAUGGGAAUGGUUUUUCCUUGAUAGUAACUAAGUUUUUGUCAAAUUUUGUUCUUCCAGUAUAGGUAUAAAUGAACAGGUUACUUGUUUUUUUAUUUGAGACUUUGGUUCCAAUUAUAAUUUCAUAUUUGUCAAUAAGCUUAGCCUAUUAAAAUUUGUUUGGAAUAGUUUUUGGAUUCCAUAAGCGUAGAAAAACUUGUUACACUUUGGAACUCAAAUCCAGAGAAUGUUAUACACUUCUGAGAUAUGCAUAAAAUGGUAAAGAUUAUUAAACCAUUGAUUAAAAGAGAUGUCUUUGAUGCAACUACUUUAUGGGAAAAAAUCAUUCUCAUUUAGAAGUGUAAAGUUCUUUCACAUAACCCAGGAGAUUUACAGGUCUGAUGAUAUGUUUGGGUAUGUCAAAUAUUUUUUUGAGUUGUACUUGUAACGUUUGCCACAUGAGAGCUUUCAGGUGGAUGCAUAAAAUAUUUUUAUUAAAAGCAAAUCCCUUCUUCGU